Messenger RNA from Paramuricea clavata, 1293 nucleotides. The record is from the annotation of a GenBank genome assembly. NCBI's taxonomy places the organism in Eukaryota, Metazoa, Cnidaria, Anthozoa, Malacalcyonacea, Plexauridae.
AUGUUCGCAGAUGAUUUAACAAUGUUAUCGCGCCUGAAAUCCGGGUUAGACAGGAUGCUAAAGACUGCAUGGGAAUACAGCCAAAAAUGGAGAUUUAAUUUUAGUGUUACGAAAACAGUUAUAUUAAUAUUUGGAGAGAGCCAGCAAGAACACGAAGCAAACAAUAGGUUGAGAGCUUGGAAACUUGGUUCCCAGAUUUUAUCUGAAAAGGGGUUGUGGUCAAAUCUCGGAAAACUUUGGCUUGCAAAUAGAGACAGUAAGGAAAUCGUUUCAAAAGCAACAUGUGCAGGUAGAGAAGUCUGUUUUAUGUUGAUGGCUGUUGGUACUCGCUACGGAGGUUUAAAUCCUAUGGUUUCGUCUUAUUUAUGGCGUAAGAUUGGCAUUCCAAAGUUCCUGUAUGGAUCAGAGCUCUGGCAGCUGAAAAUGAACAACUAUAUUGAGUUAGAAAAGGUCCAAAAUAUCAUGGUCAGGAUCAUGCAGGGACUAUUACCAGGAACGUCUGGGUCUGCGGCACAGGGACUUCUCGGGUUACUUUCAGUUGAAGCGGAGAUAGAUAAGCGAAAAUUGUAUUUUCUGGGAAGAUUGAUAAACAUGGGUGCCGGUGCACCAUGCCGCCGUGUCUUCUUUAUCAGGUUACUAAGGUGGAAGUGGAACUGUGGAAAAAAAUUAACCGGAUUUGUGCCAGACAUUGUUGAAAUUCUCGCAAAGUACGACGUUUUGCAAGUUUUAAUCACUUACAUUCUCACAAAUGAUUUCCCUAUAAAAACUCUGUGGAAAAAGAAUGUCAAUAAACAUGUUCGAGAGCAAUAUGAUAGUGUUUGGCGAGAAAAGAUUAGUAAGAACAAUCAACUAUAUCUCUACUCUAAGGUUCAUACAAAGAAUGAAGUUUCUCAUUGGUGGAUAAUAGCAAGAAAGAAUCCAUCCUUCAUGAAGGAGAUUAAUAACAUCAUAAGACUAAUUUGUGGCUCAUACAAGGUCAGGGGGAAGUGUGUGGAUCAUCCUAAUACGUACAUUGACUAUUGUGACUCAUGUAAUCGUAACUAUUUAAAUCCUGUUAAUCAUGCCGUGCUUUAUUGCUUAGGUUCGCAAAACAAGCGUGAACUAUUGUGGGACUGGGUAAACGAUAAUCUUCCUUUACAGGUUGCUGUUUAUUUAGCAACAUUAUCGGACACAGAUUUUAUGCUUACUCUUUUAGCCUUACAAUCAGAAACUUUAUGCUUUGAUAUGAACUGUGGACAUUAUAUUUAUUGCAAUCUGCAUGUUAUAUUUCAUCUUGUUUUCAAAAUAGUGUAA